Columba livia (rock pigeon) is the source of this 500-nucleotide messenger RNA. It is a transcript of the gene BBIP1, whose product is annotated as BBSome interacting protein 1. The transcript is spliced from 2 exons. Gene Ontology annotation, biological process: receptor localization to non-motile cilium; cilium assembly. The record is from RefSeq and is a predicted model, not a curated record. Bases 172 to 372 code for a protein of 66 amino acids. Lineage: Eukaryota; Metazoa; Chordata; Aves; Columbiformes; Columbidae. Gene Ontology annotation, cellular component: BBSome.
CCCAGCAUGCACUGGGGCACCAGCCGGCCUGAGCGCCGGGCUGUGCGCGCCCUGGCGCGCAGUGCACGCUGGGAACUGUAGUUUUCUUAGCGGAGAGCCGGCCUGCUCCCUGAGCAGCGCGCACGCCCGAGCAGGCGGUGCCAGGCCCGGUGCCGCCGUGCGGGAGCCGCCAUGCAGGAGAGGAAGGACGCGUUCCGGGAGGUGCUGCCCAAACAAGGGCAGCUGUCGGUGGAGGACACGGCCUCCAUGGUGCUGUGCAAGCCCAAGGUGCUGCCGCUCAAGUCGGUGACGCUGGAGAAGCUGGAGAAGCUGCAGCGGGCGGCGCUGGAGGCGGCGCGGCCGCCCGAGGGGACACCGCCGCCCCGGCCCUAGCCUCGGGGAGGGACUGGCCUUGUGACGGAGACAGACCGAGAACCGGGGUCCUGCUGGGCGGGGGAGCGGGCCGGCGGGAGGCUCCUUUUCUGGCGUUUUCCAGUAAAAGUUCCACUUGCCGAUUUCAA